CAGUCCAUUUUUGUUAUUUUAUAAUUUAUAACGUAAGUAUGACAUGGCAGCAUCUCAGUGUUCACUGUAAUCACUCGCACAAAACAAAAACCGUAGAGAAACACUACACAAAACCCUUUCCGCAAAACCCUAAACCCUUUCUGCAAAACCCUAAACUCAACACCAGCAACAAAAAAAAGAACAAAGGAAAACAAAAAAAAAAAAAAUUAAGAAAAUGGCUUUGGCUUCAAUUAUUCGCAAAUCAACAUGCAAAUUAGCUCCGCUUGCUAAUCGAAUCAUUCGAGCGAGUCAAAGAAAUUACAUUCGUGCCAUCACAAAACCAACUAUUGUUCCAUUUAUACAACAAAACUAUGCAACUGCUACUGAUUCUAAUAAACCCAGUGCUUCUGAGUCGCUUCUCCGAGUCAUCGACUCGGAAAUCAAGAUUGCCCAGGAAACCGACGAUCUUGACCGGGUUGAGGCGAUUCCACAAGGCUUUCCUUUCAAGAUUGUUGAUAAUCCAGGGCAACAAACUAUUAUUCUGACAAGAGAAUAUGAUGGUGAACUUGUGAAGGUUGAAGUUCACAUGCCUGAUCUUGUAACUGGGGAAGAUAAUGAGGUUGAUGAUGGCACGGAUGAUGUUGAGAAACCAACACAAUCUAGUAUCCCAUUGUUUGUUACUGUCUCGAAAAAUAAUGGAACUUCCCUAGAAUUCCAUUGCGUUGCUUAUCCUGAUGAAAUUGCAAUUGAGAGCUUGUCAGUUAAAAAUCCAGAACUUUUCGAAGAUCAAAUUGCAUACGAGGGACCUAAUUAUCAUGAUUUGGAUGAAAAUUUGAAGAAUGCUUUUCACAAGUACUUGUUGAAUAGAGGAAUAAAGCCCAGCACAACCAAUUUCCUCCACGAGUACAUGAUCAACAAAGACAGUCGAGAAUUCAUAGGGUGGUUGAAGGACCUCAAGAAGUUUAUUGAAGCAUAAUCCUUAUGAGGCAAGAGUUAUGUGAUCAUAAUUUGAGAAUUCUUGUUGUGGUAGAAGACAUUGAAGAAAUUCACUGAAGGAAAAUGAUGUCAACUUAGUGCCUUGCUCACCCUGUCAAUCUGCUUUGUAGAAUUUCAAUUGUUAAUAUCUAAUUAGAAUGGCUAUAAUAUCUCUGCGAAGUGGAAAUCUAUGUCCUGGAAAUCCUUUCAACUUCUAGUUUUAGUGUUCAAUAACAUGUCACAGUCGGAAAGUUUAUGUUCCAUUGAUUGGUAUGGUAAUUUCCUUCAGUUUAUUACUUCCUAAAACUUCUCCUGUUCUUAAUGGCAUCAAUCUGUCGAUGCAUUGCAGUCUGUAACUUUUUUGAAAGAAGAUGCAGACUUGAUCAACUUUUGUGAUGAUCAUGCUUUAAUAAUAAAUAAAGCAUAUUUCUGAA
Molecule: messenger RNA, 1388 nt
Organism: Ricinus communis (castor bean)
Lineage: Eukaryota; Viridiplantae; Streptophyta; Magnoliopsida; Malpighiales; Euphorbiaceae
Exons: 3
Coding region: 215-955 (246 amino acids)
Cellular component (GO): mitochondrial matrix
Source: RefSeq, a predicted model, not a curated record